CGCAGGCCCAUUUCUGGCACACAGGGGGUUAAUAAGCAUGUUCUGUAACAGCUGUGCCCCCUCUGUGCCCCCCUUCCAUUUCCUCCCUACGCUCAGGUGUAACGUUAUACCUGGCGCUGUAACAAGUCCAAAGGGCAAGUUGCUUUAUUGACUCAGUCCAACCCUACCCUGUCUCCUGCCUGUCACUCUGCACCUGUCUCUCUCUCUCUCCUGCCGCUCUGGGGCCCCUGCGGACUCUCAUUUUCCUCCGAAAUCCUGUGCCCUGGGCCCUGUGAGGGAAUCUCUAUGUGUCCUGGGAGGAUUAAAUGACUGCAGCGCUCAGGUUUCCCAUGGGAUUGUAGCAGGGACCGGCGAUGCCUCUGUUUGGAUUAAACUGCGGGAAGAAGAAGCAGCCGGAAAAGGAGCGGCGUCUGCGGGCGAAUGACCGGGACUACAACCUGAAAUUCAAGUAUGCGACGAACGCAAUCAAGACCUGCAAGUACAAUAUCUUCACCUUCCUGCCCCUGAACCUCUUUGAGCAGUUCCAGCGAGUGGCCAAUGCCUACUUUGUCUUCUUACUCAUCCUACAGCUCAUCCCGCAGGUCUCCUCCCUUUCCUGGUUCACUACAGUCGUGCCCCUCGUGCUGGUAUUGGCCGUAUCUGCCGUGAAAGAUGCCACCGACGACUAUUAUCGGCACAAAAGCGACAAUCAGGUCAACAACCGAACGGUGCAAGUGCUCAGCAAUGGCCAGUUUACGAAUGAAAAAUGGAUGAACAUUCAAGUGGGGGACAUCAUAAAGCUGGAGAAUAACAACUUUGUCACGGCAGAUCUGCUGCUACUGUCCAGCAGUGAACCCAAUGGGCUGAUCUACAUAGAGACAGCGGAGCUGGAUGGGGAAACCAACCUGAAAGUGAAGCAGUCGCUGACUGUGACCGGGGACCUGGGAGAAGACCUGGAGCAGCUCUCGCGGUUUGAUGGGGAGGUUGUGUGCGAGGCUCCAAAUAACAAGCUGGACACCUUCACUGGGACCCUGACGUACCAAGGGGAAAAAUACUCCCUGGACAAUGGGAAGAUCCUUCUCCGCGGCUGCACACUACGGAACACGGACUGGUGCUUUGGCAUGGUGAUAUUCGCAGGCCCUGACACUAAACUCAUGCAGAACAGUGGCAAAUCCACCCUGAAACGGACCAGCAUAGACCGACUCAUGAAUAUCCUGGUUCUGUGGAUAUUCGUAUUCCUGGCUGCCAUGUGCAUCAUUUUGGCCAUAGGGAAUGGCAUUUGGGAGUCAAAUCAAGGCUACUACUUCCAGGUCUACCUCCCGUGGGCUGAAGGUGUGACCAACGCAGCCUUCUCUGGGUUUCUGAUGUUCUGGUCCUACGUCAUCAUCCUGAACACUGUGGUGCCAAUCUCUCUCUAUGUCAGUGUUGAGAUCAUACGACUGGGCAACAGCUACUACAUCAACUGGGACCGUAAAAUGUACUACCCUAAAAAGGACACCCCGGCCGAGGCUCGUACCACCACCCUCAACGAGGAACUUGGUCAGAUCAAGUACAUCUUCUCCGAUAAGACCGGCACUCUCACCCAGAACAUCAUGACUUUCAACAAAUGCUCCAUCAAUGGAAACUCGUAUGGAGAUGUUUAUGACUACGCGGGAAACAGACUGGAGAUUAACGAGCACACAGAGAAGGUGGAUUUUUCCUUCAACCCACUGGCCGAUCCAAAGUUUUCCUUCCAUGAUCAUCGUUUGGUGGAAUCUGUGAAAUUGGGAGAACCCGCAACUCACGAGUUCUUCCGCCUGCUUGCCUUGUGCCACACCGCAAUGUCGGAGGAAAAGAAACCCGGUGAGCUGGUCUAUCAGGCCCAGUCUCCAGAUGAAGGAGCCCUGGUCACAGCUGCCAGGAACUUUGGAUUUGUUUUUCGCACCCGCACACCAGAGACUAUCACAGUGGUGGAGAUGGGAGAGACCAAAGUGUAUGAGCUGCAGGCCAUCCUGGACUUCAACAACGAGCGCAAGAGGAUGUCUGUGAUUGUGAAAAGCCCUGAUGGACGCCUGAUCCUGUACUGUAAGGGGGCUGACACCAUAGUCUACGAGCUCCUUGAUCAGUCCAGUGAGGACCUAAAGGAGACCACCACUGAGCACCUAAACGAAUUUGCUGGUGAGGGUCUUCGUACUCUAGUCCUGGCCUGUAAGGAACUCAAUCCAACCUACUUUCGGGACUGGAAGCAGCGGCACCAUGAAGCCAGCACAUCUUUGGAUGAUCGGGAAGAGAAACUGGCCAAGCUGUAUGAGGAGAUUGAGAAGGACCUGAAGCUGCUCGGAGCCUCUGCUAUAGAAGAUAAACUGCAAGAUGGUGUCCCCCAGACCAUAGAGACACUAAGCAAGGCCAACAUUAAAAUAUGGGUGCUCACCGGUGACAAACAAGAGACUGCGGAGAACAUUGGCUAUUCGUGCAACAUGCUGCAGGACGAGAUGAAGGAAGUGUUUAUCAUUAAGGGCUGCAGUCCGGACGAGGUUCUGGAGGAGCUCAGGUCUGCGAGGAGGAAGAUGAACCCUGAGAGUUUUUCAGAGACCAACGAAGUCAACGUUUAUCUUCAGAAAAAGUCCAAAAAGUCCCAAAUCAUUCCCGAUGAUGAGCUGAAGGGGAGCGACACAUUUGGGAUCCUCAUCAAUGGGCACAGCCUGGCCUUUGCCCUGGAAGAGAGCAUGGAGAUCGAGCUGCUGAGAACGGCCUGUAUGUGUACCGCCGUCAUCUGCUGCCGGGUCACCCCGCUCCAAAAGGCUCAGGUGGUCCAGCUGGUGAAGAAGUACAAGAAGGCAGUAACGUUGGCCAUUGGGGACGGAGCUAAUGAUGUCAGCAUGAUUAAAACGGCACACAUAGGCGUUGGCAUCAGCGGGCAGGAGGGCAUGCAGGCGGUCCUCUCCAGCGACUUCUCCUUCGCCCAGUUCCGCUACCUGCAGCGCCUCCUCCUGGUCCACGGGCGCUGGUCCUACAUCCGUAUGUGCCGCUUCCUGCGCUACUUCUUCUAUAAGAACUUCACCUUCACGCUGGUCCAUUUCUGGUACGGCUUCUUCUGCGGCUUCUCCGCCCAGACCGUGUACGACGAGUGGUUCAUUACGCUGUACAACCUGGUGUAUACCUCCCUGCCUGUGCUGGGGAUGAGCCUCUUUGACCAGGACGUGAAUGACCGCUGGAGCCUGCAGUUCCCGGAGCUGUAUGAGCCGGGGCAGAUGAACCGAUACUUUAACAUCAAGGAGUUUAUCAAGUGCGUUCUGCACGGGAUUUACAGCUCCCUGAUCCUCUUCUUCAUACCCUUCGGGGCCAUGUACGAGUCAGUCCGGGAGGAUGGAAGAGCCAUUUCCGACUACCAGUCGUUUGCCCUGAUGGCCCAGACCUGCCUUCUGCUAGUCGUCUCUGUUCAGAUCGGGUUGGACACCGCGUACUGGACGGCCGUGAACCAGUUCUUCAUCUGGGGCAGUAUGGCCGUGUACUUUGCCAUUACCUUCACCAUGUACAGCGACGGGAUGUACCUGAUAUUCACAGGCUCCUUCCCAUUUAUUGGGACGGCGCGGAACACGCUGAACCAGCCGGGCGUUUGGUUGGCUAUUUUCCUCACCACGGUGCUGUGCGUCCUGCCCGUCGUCGCCUUCCGCUUCCUGAGGUCUGAGCUGUUUCCCAGCACCGGUGACAAGAUCCAGAAGAAGAUCCGUGAGGCCAAGAAACGCCCCCCGCCUCCCCCCCCCAAGGCGCGGCUUCGGCGCACAAGUUCCCGCCGCUCGGGAUACGCCUUCUCCCACCAACAAGGUUACGGGGACCUCAUUACCUCAGGGAGGAACUUUCGGCCCAAGAUUCCGUUCCACCAAACGGGCAGAUUUGCCCCCAACGACCGGGUCCGGCAAGCAAACUGGAAGUGAGGCUACAAUGGCGGCAAUAUGGGGGCAAUAUGGCGGCCCUGCCCCGGGACAGGCAGUGUUUGUACAUCGUUCCAUACUACCGCGUGGCCUUCCUUCUCUGGAGCCACCAUGUUGGCACCGCAGCGCCUCUCACUGGCGGAAUUCGCCAUAUAAAGUGCCUAAUAACGAGGGGAGGGGCUGCUGUGCACUUACAUGAAGAGCAGCUUUGUUAUUUCUAUGAACGAACUUUGGGGAGGAGCAACUGUCAUACAUCUUGUAAGAAUUCAACAUGGCCGCCUCCGACUCACUCGGCAGCGCACUUGAACCCCCCAUUCUGUUAUCUCUUUGCCAAUUCAGCCUUUUUAUUCCUACUCCCCCCAUUCCAUGCCGGCAAUCUGAAUCAGACACGCUGGCCAAUCACUGUCCUGAAUUCAUCCCUUGCGGGGCCACCAAUGAGGGCUGUGAGGGGAAUUUAAGGGAAAAGAAGUAAAUUCCCCCCUGAUUGUUGUAUUUA
Molecule: messenger RNA, 4386 nt
Organism: Xenopus tropicalis (tropical clawed frog)
Lineage: Eukaryota; Metazoa; Chordata; Amphibia; Anura; Pipidae
Product: provisional ortholog of ATPase phospholipid transporting 8B2
Exons: 28
Coding region: 354-3893 (1179 amino acids)
Biological process (GO): phospholipid transport
Cellular component (GO): cytoplasm; membrane; endomembrane system
Molecular function (GO): ATPase-coupled intramembrane lipid carrier activity; ATP binding; ATP hydrolysis activity
Source: RefSeq, a predicted model, not a curated record